Delphinapterus leucas (beluga whale) is the source of this 4589-nucleotide messenger RNA. It is a transcript of the gene SERTAD4, whose product is annotated as SERTA domain containing 4. Lineage: Eukaryota; Metazoa; Chordata; Mammalia; Artiodactyla; Monodontidae. Gene Ontology annotation, cellular component: nucleus. The record is from RefSeq and is a predicted model, not a curated record.
UCAAGUUCAAAUGCAUGAGUAGAAUUUCAUGCGGGAAACAAUACUAACAAAUAGAAACGCUGAAAUCCUUAACAACCAAAAAGCUACAAGGAUAAGUCAUUAAAAUAUAAACAAACUCUUACUAACAUAAAAUAGCACAGGACCCAUAUAAUGUCCUUUUAAACAAAGGUAAUUGCUGCUAGGGGCCUGCAAAUGCUUCUCUGCCUUAUGCAAUAUGGAUUUGUCAACGUGCUUUGGUUUAUAUGUAAUAAAAUUUCCACGUAGGCGAAAAGCUUGGAUCUUAUUCCCAGAAUCUAGCACAAAGUGAGUGUAAAUUUCAAACGAGAAAAUACUGUGGCAGUCAAUGAGACAGGGGCUACCGACUCUGAGAAAAAGCUAUAUAAUUCAUGUGCUCCUGGCAAUAGCACUUCCUGAUACAGUUGUCUCUUAGAUAAGUUAAGAAAUUGGACCAUUUCAUAAGAGUCUUCCAGGAAAUAAAUACUUGGUUUGGAUGUCGAGUUUGAGGGGUGAUAGUUUGUGAAAUCAGUGUGGUCUAAAUUUCUUGAUUGAUGACUCAAAGAACAGAAUAAAUGGCAUGUCCGAUCAUUUCUUUUUAGAGAAUUAAUUGAACCUUUUUUAUUCUCUUGAAAUAAGGUUUUCUAAUAAGUCCUUGCUGCUGCCUCUUUGGAGGGCAUUUUAAAAGAAAGGGGGUAGGUAAUUUAGCAGCCCAAAUCAGCUGGGUCCUAAUUCCAGCCACUGACCUGGACACCUCCCCUGUAUGUCAGAAGGCCUGACUUACUUCUUCAGUGAGGUUGGGACAGAAUUUCAGGUCUCAGAGAGGAGUCUGGGUGAUGGAGUCAUUGCUGCCAAGAGCUGCUCUGUUAGCCAGAAGGCCAUUGUUACUUAAUGAAGCCCUUCCCCUUGUGCCUUUCCUCCUUUUACCUGGAAGUGGACCCUUGUUAUAACAUGUAGGUAAUAAUAGUCUCCCACGAGACAAUAGUACAUUCACUCUUUCCCCCAAACAUUACAAGCUGUAUAAUUUGGAGAAGAAAGCAAGAACUAGACCCUUAGCGUCUAUUUGAAAGACAAUCAAUCUUCAAGAAAGCAGGCCUGUCAUCACUCUUUGUGACAGUUCUUUAAACGGCAAAGUGAGAUAGUGGAGGUUUGGGUCUCGUAAAGGAAUUGGUGGAUAAUAAGGCACUGAGGCCGCUCUGCAGUCACCACUGAUCUAUGGCCCCGAGGUCUUCUGGCUUUAGAUCCUCUUCUCCUUUGCACUCACUCUGGACCCCACCUUGAGCCCUACUUAGGACCAGGUGAAGACACUGAGCCCCCAGGGAAAGGCCCCCACCACCCAAGGUGCUGAGGAGCCCAGGGCGCAUCCCAAGAGUAGAGAGCCUCCCAGUUUCCCCGCAGACCCUAGGGAAGGGCGUGAACUGGACAGAAGCGCAGUGGUGUUUUGCCUCUUGGAAAGUUUCUGCCUUGCCUCUGGGCUUUGCGGUGUAGAGUUGUCCGCUGCCUCUGGCCCUGAAGCCCUGGCUCCUGUUUAAUAUUCCUCCUGCUCCGUUGAUGUUGUGCUUGGCUCCUGUGGGACUGCAACUCAUGGCUGGAAACUGGAGCCAAUUUUCUGUCUUCAUCUCCCAGUGUUUUGACUGGAGGCAGAUCCAGUUCAGGCCAAUCAGGGCUGGUGGAAACAACUACCAAGUGUGUCUCUGUCUGCUUCGCUUUGGGAGAAGAAAGUGGAGAGAGCCCCAGAAUGCUGUGGAGGAACUGGCCCUGCAGAAACAGAGGAAGAGGGGGCAGCGGGCAGCGGAACAGACUGAACAUCUGAGGCUGUCAGAGAUGACUCUGGUUCUGUCCAUGAAUAGAUUCUGCGAGCCCAUUGUCUCGGAAGGAGCUGCUGAAAUUGCCGGGUACCAGACACUAUGGGAGGCUGACAGCUACGGAGGCCCAAGCCCCCCAGGGCCAGCACAGGCUCCUCUGCAGGGAGACCGGGGAGCUGGUCCCCCACUGGCAGGAUCACAUUACAGGGGAAUUUCAAAUCCUAUAACAACAUCCAAGAUCACAUACUUUAAGAGGAAGUAUGUGGAAGAAGAGGAUUUUCACCCACCACUCAGCAGCUGUAGCCAUAAAACCAUCUCAGUCUUUGAGGAACGAGCCCACAUCCUUUAUAUGUCCUUAGAAAAGCUAAAGUUUAUCGAUGAUCCUGAAGUGUACCUCCGAAGAUCUGUCCUUAUAAACAAUUUGAUGAAAAGGAUCCAUGGAGAAAUUAUCAUGCAGAAUAACUGGUGCUUUCCUGCCUGCUCUUUCAAUGGCACCUCUGCCCAGGAGUGGUUUAUGGCUCAAGACUGUCCUUACCGGAAACGACCUCGGAUGGCCAAAGAGGAGUGUGAAAAGUUUCAUGCCUGCUGCUUGUACCAAGAAUGUGGUGGUCACUACCUAAAUUUACCCCUUUCUGUCAAUGCUAAUGUCGGAAAUGCCUCCACCACUGCCUCUUCCUCCUCCUCAUCUUCCUCUUCCUCUCCCCCUCUGCCUUUACCGAGCUGUUCCCACCAGGUGGAUUUUGAUGUAGGCAGUGCACCUAUUUACAAGGGGGAUGGCCAGAUACCUGCCAAUGAAAUCUUUGUUACUAACGUGAGGUCACUUGGUGUCCAGGAAAAGGCCAGAUUAAACGAGAAAGCAAAUGAUGAUACCAACAGGGAUGGUGGCCCCCUAAGCCAUGAACCUGUGGGAAAUGACCUUGCUUUUGAGUGCAAAGGCCAAUUUUAUGAUUAUUUUGAGACUGGAUAUAAUGAAAAGAGCAAUGUAAGUGAGUCGUGGAAAAAGUCCUUAAGGAAAAAGGAGCCUUCACCAAGUAACAAACUGUGCUGCAGCAAAGGAAGUAAGAUAUGAGCCGUCUUCUCCCCGAACCUUUGACGCACGCACAGCAUGAUCAGUUAGCUCUCAUAAAUUGUAUUUUGAAUGGAUUUUAGAGUUUUGUACAACUGAUACAAUUAUGCCAUGAACAUGCCAUGUCAUUUUCAUGCCUGGAGAGCAGAUUGCAUAAAACACCUGUAUAGUAGGCAUCGGCGAGCUACUUAUAAGUGUGGUGACGUUACCGAGAACACAGUUGACGCUUAAAAGUAUAUCUUAGUUUUCUUACAGAAAAGAUCAGUAGAUUCGAAUGGGGGACAAUGUGCCCUUGUGAUAUUUCCGUGACCUCCAGGAGCCUGUCACUAGCGAAGAACCUUCCACCUGUUUGCCACCUAAUUAGGUAGUUAUUUGGUAAGCAAAUCAAUAUAACCAGCAAAGGAUGUCUGCUGCUUCUCUGUGAUACAGUAUUUUUUUUCUGACUAAAAGACUGAAGACAGGGAGCUAGGUGAAAUGGCUUCCUGGUGCUGUUAAGUGUUUGGAUUCAACAGUCUUGUGUGACAGAUGAAAACAGGAAUAGGACGUAACGAAGCACACCUGUCUAGGGGCAGCAAUCAACAAUACGAGUAGAGGCUAAUCCCUGCUUGCCUGUGAUGGGUGAUGAGGCUUUUAGAGAUAUAUCAUACAGGGCGAUCUGUGGUGCCUUACUUUAUCUUAAUUUUUGCCAAUGUGAAAAUUAAGGAUAAAUCAGAGUACAGCAGGGAUUUAACAAACAGGAAAAAAUAAACACACAGGGUGGAUCAAUAUUGUUUGGAAACCGUUAAUGUCGAACUAUUGCGUUCAACUUUUGAUUCAACAUCUCUAUUCUUCCUUUGUUUUUGAUGCCCAAUUGCUUUCGGAUUUGGCAUUUUUAGAAAGGGAUGGAGGAAACAAUAGACAGAGCUGUUAGAAACCAGCACUGGCUGCUCGAGCUUUUCUAUGGCAACGGUCUGUUGCUGGGGUUUGGGUUUUCUGGGUUUUGGGUUGUUUUGUUUCGUUUUCUUGUCCAAUGAAGUUCAUGAACCAGUGGCAUGCAUCAUACUUUAAUCUGUUUUGCAUCAUUUCACUCGUUUAGAUUAUAAAAGCAUGUGGUUUUUUAUAUAUGACUUUUGCUGUUGAUUAUGAAGCACAAUGUUGAUAAAUGAUGUGGUGACCAAUAAGGUUUUAUCUUAAAGAAUGUAAAGAUUUUAGUUUGGGGAAAGUUAUUUUGGAGAAAUGGGACUCAGUCGGCAAAAGCUCCUAUGUAUUUGGUCAACAUUUUUCUCAAUCAUUUCUUUCCUUUGUGCAUUGGCAAGGAUGUUCAGAGUACCCCUCUGACCAUCCUUCCUUCCACACCAGCCAACUCCGCCUGCUAAACUGUAUUCCCAUUUCCAAGGUUACUGGCUGACUUGGGCCUCCUUAACACACUACUUCACAGGAACCAAAUGCCAAACGGAGGAAAUAAGUAGGUCCUCCCAGUUUCUCCAAGAUAAAGCUUUUUUAUUAUUGCUAUUAAUAUUAAAUAUAGGUCUCAUUCAUACAGUGUAUGAGUAGGAUCAUCAUUUGGACAAUGUCCACAAGGACCAAUUUUUAAAACCUGUUCUUGUGUUAUGCCUGAAUAGUCUAGUGAUGUUUUGUCCUUUAUUUUCAAUAUUUGAUGAACAUUUGAUGUUGAAAACUUAGAUGAUAGAUGCUUGUAUAUGAUUGUGUUGUUGUAAUAAAGUGAAGUUUUCUUGAUAUAUAUU